CACCGCUUCCACAACAACAAGAAGCUGAAAAACAAGGAAGUGGAUGAUCGUGUGAAGCCGUAACCUGUAAUAAGGCCGUGACAAGAUACGCAGAGCUCCGUUCAGUAAGAUACUCCUCAGCCUCCGGAUCAGUCCACAACCAUGAACAACAAAGGUUCAUAUCCACAGCAGGCUGUGUACCCUCAGCAGAGCACUGCACCUGUAUACCCUCCUGCUAUGCAAAUGUCUCCUCAGGCACCUCCUUACACAGACACACCACCUGCAUAUUCUGAGAUAUACCAGCCCAGAUAUGUGCUUCCACCUCAGGUGCCUGGCCAGGUGCCUCAGAUGUCCUCUCACUACCCUGGUGCUCAGGUGUUUAUGCCCAUGCAGGCACCUAUGCCGGUCGGGCCAGUGGGCCAGAAUGUCCCCAUGGCUUACUAUCCCAUGGGCGCCGUUUACCCACAUGGUUCAACAGUGAUGGUGGAAGGCGGCUUUGAUGCUGGUGCUCGCUUCACAGCUGGCAGCAGUGUUUCCAUCCCACCUCCACCUCCUGGACACCCCCCUAAUGCAGCUCAGCUGGCUGCCAUGCAGGGUGCCAAUGUUAUGAUGACACAGCGCAAGAAUAACUUCUUCCUGGGUGGAUCCAGUGGAGGUUAUACAAUCUGGUAACAGCAACUCCUCAACUCUUUCUUCAUGCCUAAACCGUGUCCCCGUUCCUGAUGAUUCCCCAAUUCUUCCCCCAUCCCAUAAGCCUCCCUCUUCAGGCUGCUUGGCCGUGCCACAAUACUGAUAUCACCUAACGGAAUGUAAUAUUUUAGAGCCCUUGUGAAAGGUACAGUACUCCACUUCUGACCUAGAGAUCAAAUGAUAAAUGCCACUGCCUGGAGAGGACAAAUGCAAAUUUUUAAUGUUAUAGAAUCCAUUCCAUAAUUCUUCAAUGGGUCUAACCUCUUUGGUCAUUCCAGAUUGGACUUGGACUCUUUCAGGCAUCUGUAUUUGUUCAAGAGACCUGCUCUCCUUUGAUCGAACGGUCACAAAUUACAUUGAGAUGUUCUUGUAUUCCUGUAAAGCUACGUAAAUGAAAUGUUGAAAUAUCAGACCCGCAUUCUAUAGUUUAGCUGCUUUAUGGUGAAAGUGAAACGCAGUUACAAAGUUGCAGUUAAAGCGCAAAAAAAAAGAAAUCUCCACUUGUCUUUUUUUGAAACCUUAUAGUGUAGUUAAAUUAGUAAGUGUGUAAUAGUUCCAUGUAAAUACCAGUAUGAUGAUCAUGAGAAAUUACAUCUCAAGUAUAAAAAAAAAAAUCUGCAUCCUGGAUGCUUUUAGCUAGAAUUGUCUUGUCUUUUGCACAGUAUCCAAAAAAAAAACCACAGCAAAUUUGUUGCACAGUGAAUUGUCUAUCGGACAAAUUGUUCUAUUUAAAUCACGUGUAAAUUAAAUAAAUUACAUUUAAGCAAAAAAAAAAAAAAAAAACUAAAUUUGAGAAAAGAUUUAAUGCAAUAUCUAAAGUGGUUUACUGUACCUUGUUGGGCAACUUGUAGAUGAACAUAGUCAAGUGCCAAAGAGCACUGGGGAUAGCCCUAAAUUAAAGCAAAUUAACUUCAGUAAACUUAAAGGAAAGAAAUUUAAAGUAAAUCCAAAUAGUAAGAAGAAUGGGAAGGGGUGGUUGGUGUAACAUUUUAGCUUUUUUGUCUCCUGUUUCUAUUUCACAGUCGGAUACCCAGAGUUUAUACACUAAAUGUUUUAUUGUACAGAUUUUAAGAAGUUCCCUCCCUUGUUUCUCUUUCACAACUUAGCAUCAUUAAACUAAGUACUUAUUCACCAUAGAAAAACAUCACCUUUUGUGAUAGUAUUAGUUUAUAGUCAACAUUUUCAGCAAGGUUGAGGAGACUUCAUCAAAUAUUUCACAAUUUCUUUUUUUUUCCUUCAUUACUUUUUCCAAACUUAAGUGAUUUACAUGAGUAGUUAGGCUAAUAAAUUUGUUAGUAUGACCAAUGAGCUGGUUGUACCAAAGAUCUGGUCUACAAUGCACUUACGUUUGGUUGUGACUUGAAAUUUUAGACGUCACAAUUUAAAAGCAAACAUAUCUUUGAAAAACAAGUUGUGACACUGUCGGCCCAUGGAGCCUUCAGUGUGUCGUGACUGCAAUCGUUAGUUAAUGUGUUAGUGUCACUUUACGUGGGUUAAAUGCGUCUUUAAGUUCCUUUAUACUUUUGCACCUUUGCUAUGUACAAAUUUGAUUAAAACACUUUUUAUCUGAAAUGCACUGCUAAGCAAAACUGAGAAGUUGCAGACAAGGGGCUACUCUUUUUUUUCCAAUUUUGUUUUCAUGUGUUUUUUAAAGAAAGCUGUGACAUUUUUGAACAUUUUUAGAUUUUAAAAUUCAUCCUGUCUAGUCAAUUUUAAACUAGUGUCAAGACGCGUAGUGUUGUUCAGUAGCCUGUAAGUGUAUGCAAACCUUUUGCAAGGAGGCUAUAUGACUGUCAGCAUGAUUGUUUAUUUCCAAGACGUUUUUGUGUCAUUGAGCAAACACAGUACAGUAUCUGGCGAACUUAUAUAAGGCAUCUGAAACUAGAUAAGUCAUCAGCAUGGACACCAUCAACUAAUAAUUGUAGAUAUUUCUCAUUUUGGUGUCAAUGUGUCACUGGGUAUCCGACAUACCAUAUUAAGUUUUAACAGCUGUGGCCGCCAGAAAACAGAGUGUUCAUGUCGGCACACAUUUAGCGAUUUCAGUGUUACCUAAGAACGACCAUCUGUCUGUAAACCUGCUUCAUUCCUCUGAUGAACCUCUUCUGUGCAGCUCUCAUACAAAAGCUACAAAAACAGACGUGACUGAUGUGUCACUCAAAUAUUUUAAAUAAUUCUCUGUGUUCACUUAUUCCUGCUCAUGCUGUCAUUAUGUACAGCUUUCAUGGGAGAGAGGCCACAGCUUUUAAAACUUAAAAAAAAAUGUAAUUCAAAAAAAUGUUUUCUUUUUAUUUCCAUCUCUGCUCUGAUUGUUUGUAAAGCAGCAUAAUGGUGGCUUUGUCCCAGCAAUAUGAAGUACUGUAAACUACAGCUGACCAGUAGAUGCUAUGCCAACCACAGCCAGCAAAAGGAUCACUCUUUGUUGAAGGAUUAUGGACAUUUAUAGUUCAGGGAUUCUCUUUACAAUAUUUUGUAAAAUAGAUGUAUGUACUAAAGUGAUGUGAUGGGACUUUGGUACACAUUCUAUCUUUUAAGAUUACUAAAGGAGAUGAGUGUCACUACAGUUUGCUGAGACAUGUCAAAGAUGGAAUACUUUGAAAAAAAGAACUUAGGUGCACUUAACUUUUUUAUACUAAACUUAAAAUUUAAAAUGUAAGUUUAGAAUAAAGGUUAUUUUGGAAAUUUGAAAA
Molecule: messenger RNA, 3356 nt
Organism: Amphiprion ocellaris (clown anemonefish)
Lineage: Eukaryota; Metazoa; Chordata; Actinopteri; Pomacentridae
Gene: dazap2
Product: DAZ associated protein 2
Exons: 4
Coding region: 142-651 (169 amino acids)
Source: RefSeq, a predicted model, not a curated record